This is a messenger RNA of Cuscuta campestris, 1753 nucleotides long. Lineage: Eukaryota; Viridiplantae; Streptophyta; Magnoliopsida; Solanales; Convolvulaceae. The record is from the annotation of a GenBank genome assembly.
AGCCAAAGAAACCAAAUGGAUAGACCUGAUCACAUGCCCGUGUGUACCCAAAGGUAUAGGCAGAUCAUCUUGGAGGAGCAGAAAUGGCGGCGAGCGGGAAAGAGGAAAGCAACGACGUCGUAGCAGUCAAAAGCAGCUCAAACCCAACAACUGAGAGCUCAAACAACGGCUCCAUUUGUGGUUUCGAUUCUCUGCACCGUCUCCUUCAAGCUUCUCUCAGUCCCCAUCUCUUUCAGGAAGUUAGCCGCUUGCUUUUGGGGCUCAAUUGUGGAACAGCGGUUGAUGCCGUUGAACUUCCGAAGCCUGCCAGAUUGCUAUCGGAGAAACACGACUUUGAUCUUCAGGCGUUUGUGUUUCGGGCUGAAAAAGAGUCGUUUAGAGAACCUCGGAUUGUUAGAGUUGGACUCAUUCAGAACUCUAUUGCCCUUCCUACAACUGCACCUUUUUUGGAACAAAAACAUGCCAUAUUUCAGAAGCUUACGCCCAUCAUUGAUGCUGCUGGGACUGCAGGAGUCAAUAUCCUGUGUUUGCAGGAGGCAUGGAUGAUGCCAUUUGCAUUUUGUACUCGUGAAAAGAGGUGGUGUGAAUUUGCCGAGCCAAUAGAUGGAGAAUCUACACAGUUUCUUCAGGAAUUUGCUAAGAAAUAUAACAUGGUUGUGAUUAGCCCAAUUCUCGAGAGGGAUGUGAAACAUGGAGAAACGAUCUGGAACACAUGUGUUAUAAUUGGGAACCAUGGAAAUGUAAUUGGAAAACACCGAAAGAACCAUAUACCUAGAGUCGGGGACUUUAAUGAGAGCACAUACUACAUGGAAGGGAACACUGGCCAUCCUGUCUUUGAAACCGCGUAUGGAAAGAUUGCUGUUAAUAUAUGUUAUGGAAGGCAUCAUCCCCUCAAUUGGUUGGCCUUUGGGUUAAAUGGUGCCGAGAUUGUUUUCAACCCUUCGGCCACUGUUGGUGAACUCAGUGAACCGAUGUGGCCCAUUGAGGCUCGCAAUGCAGCAAUAGCGAAUAGUUACUUUGUGGCUUCAAUAAAUCGAGUUGGAACAGAGAUUUUCCCCAACGCAUUCACAUCCGGAGAUGGAAAGCCAGAACACACGGAUUUUGGCCAUUUCUAUGGUUCCAGCCAUUUCUCUUCUCCGGAUGCUUCAUGCACACCAUCUCUGUCGCGUCACAGGGAUGGCUUGAUCGUCUCAGACAUGGAUCUUAACCUUUGCAGACAAUUAAAGGACAAAUGGGGAUUCAGAAUGACUGCACGCUACGAGAUGUAUGCAGACCUGCUUUCGUGCUACGUAAAGCCAGGUUUUGAGCCUCAAGUAAUCUCUGAUCCAUUGUUACAUAAGAAUGGGUCUUGAGUUAUUAUUAUUGUGUCAGGUCAUUUCUGGGUUACGUUUUAGAACCUGAGAAAAUAAUGGAAGUUGAAAUAUUGCCUAUUUGACUAUUUCUGGUGAUUCAGAAUAUAUGAUAUACUAUGUAAUAGUUACAAGUUGUACAUAGGUGCAUAUUAAGGAGCAAUUUGUUGCUGGUUAGAAAGCAAUCGGGUUGUGAUUAGUGAAUAAUGUGUUUCUUGUUAGACUUCCUCCAUCGCGGUGCAUUUCAUCUCGUCCGCGCCAGAAGUGCUGCGAUGGUUUCCUUUGCGCGUUGCACACAUGUAAUCUUGCAUCUCUCCGGACGGGGACGGAUGCGAUGUAGGAGCUUUCUUUUUUUAUUUUGACCAUAUACUUUCUCCGUCCAACAAUAAAGUUCUUAUUCAUUA